CCUGGGUGGCCGGGUGUGAGGCGCCACACGCCCUGUGGACCAGCACCUCCUGACUCAGCCAGGCCCCAGCACGCACAGCUGCAGAAAGGAAAGAAAAUCUCUUGGCUCCGAGAUGACAUCCGGAGAACCCAAGGCAAGCCUCAAGAAUGCCUACCCGUCUGCUAAGAGGCUGCUGCCCAAGGCGGAGGAGGAGGAGGAGGAGGAGGACUACUGUACCCCCGGAGCCUUCGCGCUGGAGCGUCUCUUCUGGAAGGGCAGUCCCCAGUACACCCACGUCAAUGAGGUCUGGCCAAAGCUCUACAUUGGGGAUGAGGCGACAGCGCUGGACCGCUACAGGCUGCAGAAGGCAGGCUUCACGCACGUGCUGAACGCGGCCCACGGCCGCUGGAACGUGGACACGGGGCCCAAUUACUACCGCGACAUGGCCAUCGAGUACCACGGAGUGGAGGCUGACGACCUGCCCACCUUUGAUCUCAGCGUCUUCUUCUACUCAGCGGCCUCUUUCAUCGACAGGGCACUCGGCUUGGAUGACAGUAAGAUCCUGGUUCAUUGCGUCAUGGGCCGCAGUCGGUCGGCGACCCUGGUCCUGGCCUACCUGAUGAUUCACAGGAACAUGACUCUGGUGGACGCCAUCCAACAAGUGGCCAAGAACCGCUGUAUCCUGCCCAACCGGGGCUUUCUGAAGCAGCUCCGGGAGCUAGACCUGCAGCUCGUCCAGCAGAGGAGACAGGCCCAGCAGGGCAAUGAUGGCGAGGAGGCCAUUGAGAAGGAGAUGUAGUGCCCCACAAGGGGCGGCAGAGACACUUGGGAAUGGAAAGAGGAAACUGAAAUAGCUCUGACAUGAAGAAGGGACAGUGAAACCACAGCCUGACUUCUUCCAUAUAACCUCACACUUCCCGGUGGCGUGCUGAUGAACAGGGAGCGUUCAAGGCUGCUUCCUGGACCAGUCCAGAGCUUGGCUUCACCAUGGAAUGGGGCAGUCUGGCUUCCCAGCAGAAUUGGUUACAGAGGAACACACAGUUCUGCAUAAAGGAGCGUGGAUGAUUAUUUUUUUAUAAGAUGGG
This is a messenger RNA of Hipposideros armiger (great roundleaf bat), 1064 nucleotides long. It is a transcript of the gene DUSP29, whose product is annotated as dual specificity phosphatase 29. Gene Ontology annotation, biological process: protein dephosphorylation; negative regulation of MAPK cascade. Bases 113 to 778 code for a protein of 221 amino acids. Gene Ontology annotation, cellular component: cytoplasm. The record is from RefSeq and is a predicted model, not a curated record. Gene Ontology annotation, molecular function: MAP kinase phosphatase activity; protein tyrosine/serine/threonine phosphatase activity. NCBI's taxonomy places the organism in Eukaryota, Metazoa, Chordata, Mammalia, Chiroptera, Hipposideridae. The transcript has 4 exons.